CCUGCGAUGGAGCCCGCCGCGGGGAGCGAGGAGAAUGGAGGAGGCGCGGCGACAGAGGACUGCGUGAAUAGGAUCCCGGUACCAAGACCGCCCUCCAUUGAAGAAUUCACCAUAGUGAAGCCCAUCAGCCGCGGCGCCUUCGGGAAAGUGUACCUGGGGCAGAAAGGCGGCAAGUUGUAUGCAGUGAAGGUUGUCAAAAAAGCAGAUAUGAUCAACAAAAAUAUGACUCAUCAGGUACAAGCUGAGAGAGAUGCACUGGCACUAAGCAAAAGCCCUUUCAUUGUCCACUUGUAUUACUCACUACAGUCAGCAAGCAAUGUCUACUUGGUGAUGGAGUAUCUUAUUGGUGGAGAUGUUAAGUCUCUCCUACAUAUAUACGGUUAUUUUGAUGAAGAGAUGGCUGUGAAAUACAUUUCCGAAGUAGCAUUGGCUCUGGACUAUCUGCAUAGACAUGGAAUAAUCCACAGGGAUUUGAAACCAGACAAUAUGCUUAUUUCUAAUGAAGGUCAUAUUAAACUGACAGAUUUUGGCCUUUCCAAAGUUACUUUGAAUAGAGACAUCAAUAUGAUGGAUAUCCUUACAACACCAUCAAUGGCUAAACCUAAACAAGAUUACUCAAGAACCCCAGGACAAGUAUUGUCUCUCAUCAGUUCUUUGGGAUUUUUCACACCAGUUGCAGAGAAAAAUCAAGAAUCUACAGACAUCCUCUCAACCCAUCAAUCUGAAACAUCACAGCUUCCUCAAGGAUUAAUUUGUCCUAUGUCUGUAGAUCAAAGGGAUAACAAACUAUUAAAAUCAUGUCAUGAAACACUUCGCUCCAACCCAGGAAUGCCUGUGAAAUGUCUAACUUCUAAUCUUCUCCAGUCUCGGAAAAGGCUGGGUACAUCUAGUGCCAGUAGUCAGUCUCACACCUUCAUGUCCAGUGUGGAAUCAGAAUGCCACAGCAGUCCCAAAUGGGAAAAGGAUUGUCAGGAAAGUGAUGAGGCAUUGGGCUCUACAAUGAUGAAUUGGAAUGCAGUUGAAAAGUUAUGCACAAAAUCUACAAAUGCCAUCGAGACCAAAAGCUUCCAUAAAAAGGAUCUGGAAUUAGCCCUUUCUUCCAUUCAUAACAGUAGUGCCAUUUCUGCCUCCGGAAGGUCUUGUGUAAAUCUUGCUAAAAAAUGCUUCUCUGGGGAAGUUUCUUGGGAAGCAAGAGAAUUGGAUAUAAAUAAUGAAAAUAUGACCACUGACACAAGACAAUCUGGUUUCCAUCAGUCAAGUGAGUGGACUGUGAAUUCCAGUGGUAUGUCUGAAGAGCACUUUGGGAAAAGAAGUUUGAAAAGAAAUUUUCACUUGGUUGACUCUAGUCCUUGUGAGAAAAUCAUACAAAAUAAAAAAAAUUGUGUAGAAUAUAAACAUAAUAAUGAAAUGAUAGACUGCUGUACAAAUCAAAAUACAGGCUUAACAGCUGAAGUCCAAGAUCUUAAGCUCUCGCUGUGUAGAAGUCAGAAAAAUGACUGUACCAAUAAGGAGAACAUUGUCACUUAUUUUACUGAUAGACAACAAACACCAGAAAAAUUAUGUAUACCAAUGAUCGCAAAAAACCUUAUGUGUGAACUAGAUGAAGAUUGUGAAAAGACUAGUAAGAAGGACUACCUAAGUUCUAAUUUUCUAUGUUCUGAUGAUGAAAGAGCUCCUAAAAGUAUUUACAUGGACUCAGAUUCAUCUUUUCAUGGAAUUUCUAUAAUGGAAAGUUCCUUAGAAAGGCAGUCCUUAGAUCCAGAGAAAAGCAUCAAAGAGUCAUCUUUUGAAGAAUCAAAUAUUGAAAAUCUUACUGUGUCACCAAACUGCCAAGAAACUGCCUUGCCAAAAGAUGAUGAGAACUCUGCUGUCCAAGAUAGUAACCAAAAAAUGUUAGUUCCUUCUUCAGAGGUGCUGAAAACAUUAACCCUUUCUAAAAGAAAUGCUGUAGCUUUUCGAAGUUUUAACAGUCAUAUUAAUGUAUCCAAUAACUCAGAACCAUCCAAGAUGAGCAUUACUUCUUAUGAUGCAAUGGAUAUUUCAUGUGCCUAUAGUGGCUCCUAUCCCAUGGCUAUAACUCCUACUCAAAAAGAAAGAUCCAGUAUGCCCUAUCAGCAGACCCCAAAUCAGGUCAAGUCAGGAACUUCUUACCGAACUCCAAAGAGUGUGAGAAGAGGGGCAGCCCCAGGGGAUGAUGGACGAAUUUUAGGAACCCCAGACUACCUAGCACCAGAGCUCUUACUGGGCACAGCUCAUGGAUUUCUGACUUCAGCUAGUGUGGUUGGCGCACAUCUGUAA
Castor canadensis (American beaver) is the source of this 2298-nucleotide messenger RNA. The record is from RefSeq and is a predicted model, not a curated record. Lineage: Eukaryota; Metazoa; Chordata; Mammalia; Rodentia; Castoridae.